Coccidioides immitis RS is the source of this 1950-nucleotide messenger RNA. RefSeq names its product amino acid transporter. The coding region runs from base 1 to 1893 and encodes 630 amino acids. Gene Ontology annotation, biological process: amino acid transmembrane transport. Gene Ontology annotation, cellular component: membrane. Lineage: Eukaryota; Fungi; Ascomycota; Eurotiomycetes; Onygenales; Onygenaceae. The record is from RefSeq and is a predicted model, not a curated record. Gene Ontology annotation, molecular function: amino acid transmembrane transporter activity. The transcript is spliced from 12 exons.
AUGGGCAAUCAUUACAUUGCAAUUCCAAGCAGAAUGGCUCAAGAUAAGCCUCGCGGCUUGGGGCCGCAAUAUCAGAAAUUCUCUCCGGACGAUUUUCCGGAAGAGCCGUCUCCAGGUAGCAAUGAAAUGUCUCUCGAGGAACCUGUCUAUUCGGAGCCGGGGAGAGAGCGAGUCGGAGAGAAUGUUUGGAGAGUGUUAGGUGAAAGACAGAUUAACAUGAUUACUUUUUCAGGCACAAUUGGAAAUGGAUUGUUUCUCGGGAGUGGUCGAUCCCUUGCUGGCGCGGGCCCAGGCGGUGCCGUUGUCGCUUACCUGCUUAUGGGCGCCGUUAUAUCAACAGUGAUAUCUUGUCUAGGCGAAAUGACCGCGUUGAUGCCCGUUAAUGCCCCAGUCAUGGAAUUUCCCCGAAGAUUUGUCGACAGAGGCGUCGGUUUUGCCGUCGGUUGGAUGUAUUGGUUCGCAUAUGCUGUACUUGCUGCAGAUCAAUUGGUCGCGGCUACGAAUUCUAUUAAAUUCCACUACGAAGAUAAGCGAACGUACAUUAGCUGGGUGGUUGGGGAGAAUGUCCACUCAGCAGUCUGGAUUACGCUUGUGCUUGUGAUAGUGACCAUGGUCAACAUGUUCCCUGUCAAAGUCUUUGGGCAACUGGAGUAUAUCUUUGGGAGCAUAAAGCUUACCUUUAUUACCUUCCUCAUUUUAAUGAGCGUUGUGAUUGACACCAUGCAACCUCGAUCGAAUGCAUACUAUGAUAAACCAUUGGGAACUAAAUACUGGGACGAGCCGUACGGCUUUUUCAACCGUAAGUUCCCGAUCAAGAAUGAGGAUGGAUCAGUACAUAUGAUGACCGGUUCAAUGGGGUCUCUACUCGGCAUGUGGACAACCCUUACUAAUGUCAUUUUCUCCUACAUUGGUAUGGAUAUUGUCGCUGCGACGGCCGCGGAAAGCAAGGCCCUGGCAGACUCUGAAGCAAUGAAAAUGGCAACGCGAAAGAUAUCACUACGUAUUAUCACGCUUUACGCCUUAACUAUGAUAACUGCUUCGUUCACGGUCCCUCUUGAUCAUCCCUUCCUGAAUGGAAAAGCACAGUCAGUUGGAGCGCAGACGAUAUUUGUCAUAGCGGCCGUUGAAGCAGGGAUGCCUGCUUUGGCUAACUUUUAUAACGCCGUGUAUUUGUUUUCGGCGUUUACCUGCGCCAUCAAUUCGAUGUAUGUGGCAUCCAGAGUCUUGCAUACAUUGGCAUUACGCGACCAAACCGGCCCCGAAUGGAUUACGAAGAGAUUACGGCAGUGCCAUGCAGGUGUGCCGAUAAGGACUGUUCUUGUAACUGCUGCGUUGAUGCUGGUGGCAUAUAUGGGCCCCACUGGAGCCCCAGGAGAGAGACUGAGCGAACUCGCAGUAAAUUGUACCGUUUCAUGUUUAAUUGUUUAUGCAAAUAUCUGCGGGACCUAUUUGUGCUUCUUUAGAACGCUCCAAGAUAUUAAGGAUUACAGUAAUACCUCGGAGGCACAGGCGGCCUGCUAUGACCGGAAUCAUCCAAGAUACCCCUAUAAGUCUCAUGGACAGUGGCUAAAGGCACUAUUUGGUCUAACUGCUUGUGUCAUUCUCGUUCUAUUUAAUGGCAUCGUAUCCUUCUUAGAAACACCUUUCAACCCUCAAGGAUUCAUUGCUGCGUACAUUGGUCUCCCCGUUUACAUACUACUCAUCAUAGGAUACAAGAUCAAAAAACACGGAUUCAGAUUUGAUAACUGGGGCCCAGAGCGAUCGAAUGACCUCUCUAAUGCGGUACAAGUGACAAGCGAGAAGAGAAAAGGAAGACUUGAAUUCCCUGAUGAUGGAUUCACUUCAGAAAAUUUCCGUACAUUCUUCCGCUGGGUAUGGGCUUGGAUGAAGUAAUAUCCCAGUAUCGUCCUUUUUUUUAAUUUUAAUUUUCUAUUUUUUUUCCCCUUCACU